Messenger RNA from Neltuma alba, 1180 nucleotides. RefSeq lists its product as uncharacterized. The record is from RefSeq and is a predicted model, not a curated record. The coding region runs from base 376 to 1164 and encodes 262 amino acids. Lineage: Eukaryota; Viridiplantae; Streptophyta; Magnoliopsida; Fabales; Fabaceae. The transcript has 2 exons.
CGUACGCAGACCGCGUUGCGCUUUUCUGGCGAGAGAAGAGGGAAAGACAGCGUCGUGCUUUUGCGCAUCGUCUGGGGAGGGGAGAGGGAUAGAGUCAGAGAGAGAACCGAUCUAGCAAUCUCUCCUUUUCUCUUCCUAUUUUUGAAGUACAUUUUGAUUGGUUCGGAAAUUCUCUGUAAAAUCACGUUAGAUUGGGUUUCAGAUCCUUCUACUGCUGAUAUUUAGAGGUGGCCUGAUUGGAAAGGCUUGGUUAUAAACAGCGGAGGACUGAUUGUCAAAAACCAGUUUCAUGACAGUGUGAUCGUGUCGGACAAUGAUCGACUGAUAUUUUUGUCGUUGAUGCUGUUUCCUUAACAAAAUUGCUUGUCCUUUAUAAUGUGGAAUUUUGCUGCAAAUCCAUUGGCAAAUAUUAGAGUGAAAGGAAACUCUAGAGAGACAAGCCAAACUUGUUCAGACUGCUCAGAUGAUGAGGUCUUCUCUAAUGCCAGCAAAGAUGAAGGGUUGGAAUGCCCCAUAUGCUGGGAAUCUUUCAACAUAGUUGAGAAUGUGCCUUAUGUCUUGUGGUGUGGACACACUCUCUGCAAGAAUUGCAUUCUGGGACUUCAAUGGGCUGCUUUGAAACUUCUCACCCAACAAAUCAAGAUCCCACUUUUCGUUUCUUGCCCAUGGUGCCAACUAUUAUCAUUCCGAUUGGUUUAUAAUGGAAAUCUGAAGUUUCCUUGUAAGAAUUUUUUCCUCCUUUGGAUGGUUGAGAGCCGGAAUGGUGAUAGAUAUAAGCUUGUUUCUUCCAAUGUGAAUAGCCAACCAAUAUGUCCUCCCUUGAACAACUUUCUUCAGGGAAAUCAUGCUUCUAAUUGUAACCUUAGGAGACGCUCAAUUAAUCUUGGUUCUGGGCAAAGGGAGUCUGAUGGCAAUGAUGGUAGUAGGGAUGGAACUAGACGCCUUUUUUCCCUUUAUAAAUCUCUGGAUUUCUUCAUUCAUAUUAUGUCCAAAUUCCCAUUGGUCGCCAUUUUUCUUGUGAUCGCCUUUUUUGCAGUUCCAUUUAGUGCUGUUAGUUUAUCUGUUUACUUGUUACUCACCAUAGUUUUUGCUGUCCCUUCUUUCCUGGUAUUGUACUUUGCAUACCCUACUCUGGAGAGGUUGGUCAAAGAAAUAAUUUCUUGAGAUAUGGCUUGACUUU